AUGGCGGAACCUCAACUCGGCCCCAUAGUUCCAAACAAACCUGCCAUCCCACCCACCCGCAAACCCUUGCACGGGAGAACAAUCACCCUGGAACCGCUCACCGCAGCGCAUUCCGACUCCCUCUUCUCCUGCCUGGGCGGCGCAGACAAUGCGAGACUAUGGGAUUACAUGCCGGAUGGGCCCUUCACGUCGAAGGCCGACUUCGACAAUUUCAUCCACUACGCCGCCACAUCUGAGGACCGGCUCUUCUUCAGCAUCAUGGACCACACCGGCCUCAAGGACGCCUACAGCGGCAAGGCGGUUGGCUUUCUGAGCCUGUUUCGCAUCGAUGUGAAGAAUCGCGCCGUGGAGAUCGGCUUUGUUACCUUCUCCCGCAUGUUGCAGCGGACCACUGCUGCGACGGAGGCUUUCUACCUCAUGCUUGCAUUUGUGUUUGACGAGUUGCAUUUCCGCAGAUGCGAGUGGAAGUGCAAUGACUUGAACGUCCCGUCAAAACGUGCCGCGACGCGGCUAGGGUUUCUCUUUGAGGGGGUUUUCAGGAAGCAUAUGAUUGUGAAAGGGCGCAACCGCGACUCGGCGUGGUUUUCGAUUGUUGAUGAGGAGUGGAAGGGAGGGGUUAAGGGGGCUCUUGAAAAGUGGCUGGAUGCUGACAAUUUUGAUGCUGAGGGCAGACAGAAGAAGGAUCUGGUGAGUAUUAGACUGGGGAAGUAG
This is a messenger RNA of Histoplasma capsulatum G186AR, 711 nucleotides long. RefSeq names its product acetyltransferase. The coding region runs from base 1 to 711 and encodes 236 amino acids. The transcript has a single exon. The record is from RefSeq and is a predicted model, not a curated record. NCBI's taxonomy places the organism in Eukaryota, Fungi, Ascomycota, Eurotiomycetes, Onygenales, Ajellomycetaceae. Gene Ontology annotation, molecular function: protein N-terminal-serine acetyltransferase activity; protein-N-terminal-alanine acetyltransferase activity.